Molecule: messenger RNA, 3414 nt
Organism: Malurus melanocephalus (red-backed fairy wren)
Lineage: Eukaryota; Metazoa; Chordata; Aves; Passeriformes; Maluridae
Gene: EDAR
Product: ectodysplasin A receptor
Exons: 12
Coding region: 234-1580 (448 amino acids)
Biological process (GO): positive regulation of canonical NF-kappaB signal transduction; positive regulation of JNK cascade
Cellular component (GO): plasma membrane
Molecular function (GO): signaling receptor activity
Source: RefSeq, a predicted model, not a curated record
CAGCUCGGAUAUCCCGCUCUGUGCCCGCCGGAGCAGCUGCGGGUAUCCCGCUCUCUGUGCCCGCCGGAGCAGCUCCGGGAUCCUGCUUUGUGCCCGCCGGAGCAGCUCCGGGAUCCCGCUCUCUGUGCCCGCCGAAGCAGCUGCGGGAUCCCGCUCUGUGCCCACCGGAGCAGCCCUUCCCCGGGUUUCGGAGGCCGUGACCCCGUCUGUGCAAGGUAAAAUAUCAAGAGASCAUGGCUCACCUGGGUGAACGCAGAUGGACUCACGUGUUCCCUUUCCUGGUGGUGUCCCUGGUGUACUCUGCCAGUGCCGAAUAUUCCAACUGCGGUGAGAACGAGUACUACAACCAGACCACGGGCAUGUGCCAGGACUGCCCCAAGUGCGAGCCGGGUGAAGAGCCUUACAUGACAUGUGGAUAUGGCACCAAAGAUGAGGACUACGGCUGCGUCCCCUGCCCUUCAGAGAAGUUUUCCAAAGGAGGUUAUCAGAUAUGCAGACGGCACAAGGACUGCGAGGGGUUCUUUCGAGCCACGGUCAUGACCCCUGGGGAUCAGGAGAACGAUGCAGAGUGUGGUCCUUGUCUCCCAGGUUACUACAUGCUGGAAAACAGACCUCGGAACAUCUACGGGAUGGUUUGCUACUCGUGCUUGCUGGCACCUCCCAACACCAAGGAAUGUGCAGGGGCUAACUCUGGCAUUUCAGCCAUUUUCCCAAGUACCUCUGGCACAAGCACUUUCUCACCUUACCAGCAUGCUCACAAAGCAGAUCUUUCAGGACAAGGACAUCUGGCUACAGCUCUUAUAAUUGCCAUGUCUACCAUUUUCAUCAUGGCUAUUGCCAUUGUCCUCAUCAUCAUGUUUUACAUUGUGAAAACAAAACCUUCUGCCCAAGCCUGUUGCAAGAGCCACUCAGUAAAAAAUGUUGAAGCUCAGGCUAACACACAAGAAGAGAAGAAAGAAGUGCAAGAAAAUGUUGUGAUAUUCUCUGAGAAAGAAGAGUUUGAAAAACUUACAGCAACUCCAGCUAAGGCUGUCAAAAGUGAGAAUGAUGCAUCUUCUGAGAAUGAACGACUUCUAAGCCGGAGUAUGGAUAGUGAUGAAGAAGCUGCAGUGGACAAGCAAGGGACUCCAGAGAGAUGCUUGUUAUCAUUAGUGCAUUUGGCCAGAGAUAAAUCUUCUACAAGCAAUAAAUCAACUGGGAUUCAAAGUCGAAGGAAAAAGAUACUCGAYGUGUAUGCUAACGUGUGCGAUGUUGCAGAAGGUCUGAGCCCUACGGAGCUGCCCUUUGACUGCCUGGAGAAGACCAGCCGCAUGCUCAGCUCGACGUACAACACAGAGAAAGCCAUCGUGAAAACGUGGCGUCACCUGGCCGAGAGCUUUGGGCUGAAGAGGGAUGAGAUUGGUGGCAUGACAGAUGGCAUGCAGCUGUUUGACCGCAUCAGCACGGCAGGCUACAGCAUCCCAGAACUGCUCACCAAACUGGUGCAAAUUGAGAGAUUGGAUGCUGUUGAGUCCUUGUGUGCAGAUAUUCUGGAGUGGGCACAAGCGAUGCCGGCUCCUGAACCAGCAGGGACAUCCUGACAUGCYUGCCUGGGGCCUGUACUUCCACAUCCGCCCAAAGAAGUGUGAUUCCAGUAAGCACUGCAUCAAAGACUUUGGACCAAAGACCACUGAUGAUCCUUCUAUAAUUGCUCACGAUAACCAAUGAGAAGUUCUUCUCUUUGACUUCUAAAAGUGAAGUUACACAUCGACCGAAACAAGAGCAGAAAUGUCCCAAGAAGCUUGGCAUGARACAUGUCAUUGAACAAAAUGAUCAUGUGAAACAGUUACUGAUAGUGAGUGGRCACACAAACAUCCGUUUUGCGGUCUGUGUAUCAGUAGAAGGGCAAAGAGCCCUGCCAACACCCUUCCUGCCUGACCUUCAAGAAAGGCAUUGAGUAAAUGAAAAUAUUCCUGUCUCUUAGGGCUUCAUUCAACGGCUCAAUGGUUUAAGAGUUACARUCAGAAGCAGUACCACAGCUACAGUAUCAGUUAAUACACAUCAGGCACUAGAUUUCUUUACAGACACUUAAGAUGCAGAGGAAAAAUGCUAUACUCUGGUAAGCCUAGACCAUGAGUACAGAAUGCACCAGUGACAUCAAACUCAUCUAGAAGGUAAACCAUUAUUGUGAGUUUUUGAAGUACAAAAACUGACUUAAAUUUGUUUUUCUUUUCACUAAUGUCUGAUUUUCACAGUUUAAAUUKCUCUAAAAUUCAUUCAGACCGCAAGUCAGUAUCGGUUACCAAACCUAUUUGCCUAAUUUAUAGCUAMAAUAGUGAUGACGGAUUUCACCAAGUGCGACCACUAAAUUAAGAGACACGUCAAUUACAAAGCAAUACUACUUGAAUUCCUAAAUGCAUGAGUGAAMAAAAUGCUAUUAAAAAUAUUAACUAUUACCCAGAAUUUAACAACCAGUAUUCCAUCACUUAGUAACUAGAUCUUAKCUACAAUAGUAUCAUAAUUGUGCAAAGCAUUUAGUGUCACCCUUUAACAUCUAUAUUUAGUACCUUUUCAGCACUUGAUUUGUAUAUCAGAGAAAAUACAUACUGGAACAUAAAACCUUAUCCUUCUCAUUUUUUUUCCACCCUCUCUUUUACAUCGUAUCAUACUCAUUAAUCUGCAUAUGCCAAAUUUAAUGAAAUUUUAACUCUUCUUUCAAUGMUGCAGCAAGCUGGAUUUAUUUGAAAUUUAACCAGCUGACUGAUAUUGAAUUUAGGGGUGAAAGUUUUUACAGAUUUCAACAGGCUUCAAUAAUAUUUCCAGAUCUGCUUACAGCUCAGCAAUCUUCAACACCAUUUUCAAGACCGUGAAUUUUCAGUUUUUACUAUUGCCACUAGAAUUUUAAAAAAGGGAAAGAAAGAAAGAAAAAAAAAAUAAAGCAUCAAGAUUCUAUUUUUCUUAUGCCAGUGUGUAAUGACAGUGUUAUUCAGUGGACUGCCUCCUAUGUUUUAUGUGCCAUUUAAAACUGCACAUCACUUAUUUGUUAAAAAGAGGAUAAAGAAGGUACAGGAGUCUUUUUUAUGUAUUGGGCCAUGAAAAGUUAGGGUUUUGAAACUGAUGGUGCCAAUGCAAACACAGACUAUUUAACAUUAUUUUAUUUAGUAUACAGUAUUUUUAUUGUUACACAAAAGAUGUGCAGGAUUGAAAGAAGAAUCCUGUAGGUCUUGCCAAAGCUUACUUUUUAAUAACUGUGUUUAAUGCUGUAUAUAUAACUUAUUAUAUUGUAAAGUAUGAACAUAAAAUAUGCUAAUAAAUGAAAGAGGUUGAACACAGUUGUAUUAGCCAUUUCUUUGAUUAAAURGCAUAUUACCUUAUAAAUCUGUAAUUAAAUGGGUUAGCCAAGGGCUGGCAGGCACAUUCCUGUGGUAUGGGAGU